Molecule: messenger RNA, 336 nt
Organism: Pipistrellus nathusii (Nathusius's pipistrelle)
Lineage: Eukaryota; Metazoa; Chordata; Mammalia; Chiroptera; Vespertilionidae
Source: the annotation of a GenBank genome assembly
AUGAGUCUGCAAGCUGGCUCCCGCGCCUCCCACCCCUCGCCCAGCCCCGUGCUGCUGCUCUUGGGGCUGCUGCUCCUGCAGGCUGUGGUGGCCCAAGUCAUCGCAGAACCUCAAGAAGGAGGUGGGGACCUGCAAUGCCUGUGUGUGAAGACCAGCACCGGAGUCCAUCCCAAGCACAUUGCCAGCAUGGAGUUGAUCCGGGCUGGACUCCACUGCCCCAACACCCAAAUGAUAGUCACACUGAAGAAUGGAAAGAAAAUUUGCCUGGACCCAAAUACCUCCGUGUAUAAGAAAAUCAUCAAGAAUUUUAUGAAAAGUAAACCACCAACUGACUAA